Molecule: messenger RNA, 1589 nt
Organism: Vigna angularis (adzuki bean)
Lineage: Eukaryota; Viridiplantae; Streptophyta; Magnoliopsida; Fabales; Fabaceae
Product: cyanidin 3-O-galactoside 2''-O-xylosyltransferase FGGT1
Exons: 1
Coding region: 36-1421 (461 amino acids)
Molecular function (GO): UDP-glycosyltransferase activity
Source: RefSeq, a predicted model, not a curated record
UCAAAAUUAACUUGGUGAUAUUUCUGGAGACAGCCAUGGACGCACCAAAGUUUCAGUUGCACAUAGCAAUGUACCCAUGGUUUGCUAUUGGACACAUAUCAGCAUAUCUCCACCUUGCCAACAAAUUAGCCAAAAGAGGACACAAAAUUUCCUUCAUCGUACCCAAACGAACAAAGUCCAAAGUUGAACAUUUCAACCUCUAUCCACAGUCAAUAACCUUCAUCCCCAUCACCAUUCCCCUGGUUGAUGGCCUUCCUCCUCAUGCAGAAACCACUUUUGAUGCUACCAUCUCUUUAGGCACUCUCAUUAUGACAGGGAUGGAUCGCACUGAGAAGGACAUUGAACUACUCUUACUUGAGCUGAAACCCAGCAUUAUUUUGUUUGAUUAUACAUGUUGGUUACCGAACUUGGCUCGGAGCUUAGGGAUCAAGUCUGUUAAUUACAUAACCCUAAGCAUGAUAUUUGAAUCUUACAUGGAAUGCAUGGAGAAGCAAUUUAGGGAAAAGAACAUAGUUGCACAUGAGCUGAAUGUGUUGAAUCCUCCAGCUGGGUUCCCAGAUCCUUCCAUCAAGCUUCAGGCUCACGAGGUUCGACAAUUAACUAGGAUCGUGAACUCAGAAUUUGGCAGUGGUGUUCGUUAUUAUGAACGCAUCAGCACAAGCACCAAAUUAGCAGAUGCAGUGGCAUUUAGAAGUUGCAGAGAAAUUGAGGGACGGUAUGUUGACUUUCUCGAAAGUUCAUACGGAAAACCUUUGCUGCUUUCAGGGCCUGUCAUACCUGAGCUACACACAUCGCCUUUGGAAGAAAAAUGGUCUGAGUGGCUUUCAAGAUUCAAGGAGGGAUCUGUGGUGUACUGUGCUUUUGGAAGUGAAUGCAGACUGCAUCAAGAUCAGCUCAAGGAACUGCUGCUGGGUCUUGAGUUAACAGGUUUUCCAUUUCUUGCAGCUCUUAAAGCCCCUGUUGGAUUUGAGUCUGUUGAAGAAGCUAUGCCAAAAGGGUUCAGUGAGAGGGUUCGAGGAAGAGGCAUUGUUCAUGGGAGUUGGGUUCAGCAGACACUAAUUCUUGACCACCCUUCUAUAGGGUGCUUCAUUACGCAUUGUGGGGUUGCAUCUUUGCUAGAGGCGCUUGUGAGCAAGUGUCAGAUUGUGGUGUUACCAAAUUAUAUUGACCAGCUCCUUAAUGCGAAGAUGAUAAGCAGCAGCAUAAAGGCUGGUGUUCAAGUGGAGAAAGGUGAAGAAGAUGGUUUGUUCACAAAGGAAAGUGUGUGUAGAGCUGUUAAGACUGUGAUGGAUUUGGAGAGUGAGGUUGGAAGGGAGGUCAGAGAAAACCAUUUAAAAUUGAGAAAUCUCUUACUCACCAAAGAUUUGGAGAACACUUACUUUGAUAGUUUUUGUCUCAAGCUUCAAGAAUUAGUUGGGUGAUAUUCAAGUCUCAAACCAUGGCCUGUCAACCAUGAGCAAUUUGAUUUUAGUUUUUACUUAAGUUGCGUCUGUAAUAAACCUCGUCAACUACUUCAUGUUGAACUUGUUAACAUGCUUGGAUAUCUUUCGCAGAUUUGAUUAUAUUUUGUGGAAUAUCUUUAUUUUCAA